AUGGCGUGCCAAGCCUCAGUAGGCGAAGCCCCCAGUUGGGGUGAACAAGCUGCGGCGCGCCAUCGCCACCACGGGGGUGGGGGCCCCUCGGGCAGCUUUGCAGCGUUUGAGGCGGAGGCGGGCGCCGUGCUGGAGUUCAUCUACAACACGCAGCUCGAACACGCCGCCUGUUCCGAGGUGGAGUGUGUGACAAUGGACGGGUCAGCAGAGAGCUAUUCUCUCCUGGGCGACUAUGGGGCAGGGCAGCAGCUGUACCGCGUGCACAUGGACACAGCCACGGGGCAGCGCUGCCUCGAGUUCUGCUCGCUGCUGCCCUUCCACCAGGCUGUGGUGGGGACGGCGCAGGUAGCGGAGUGA
Closterium sp. Naga37s-1 is the source of this 357-nucleotide messenger RNA. The record is from the annotation of a GenBank genome assembly. NCBI's taxonomy places the organism in Eukaryota, Viridiplantae, Streptophyta, Zygnematophyceae, Desmidiales, Closteriaceae.